This is a messenger RNA of Elephantulus edwardii (Cape elephant shrew), 1835 nucleotides long. RefSeq names its product DDB1 and CUL4 associated factor 10 (gene DCAF10). The record is from RefSeq and is a predicted model, not a curated record. Gene Ontology annotation, molecular function: protein binding. Gene Ontology annotation, cellular component: Cul4-RING E3 ubiquitin ligase complex. Bases 295 to 1536 code for a protein of 413 amino acids. The transcript is spliced from 7 exons. NCBI's taxonomy places the organism in Eukaryota, Metazoa, Chordata, Mammalia, Macroscelidea, Macroscelididae.
AGGAGCCGUCGCCGCCCCGAUGCCCCCUCGUCGCCCCUGGACGUGCCAGCCGGCGAGCUCGAGCCUCCCGGAGCUCCGAAGCCCUCGGCCGCUGCCGCCGCUGCCCGGGGGGAGCUGUCACCGCCGUCACCGCCGCGGCGGCGUCCCGGGUCGGACUGCAGGGCCGGGAGCCGGAGCCGGCGAGGCUGGAUCGCGGGCCUGAGCGGCCCCGGGGCCCGGCUGUUCGGGUGGCUGCGAGAGCGCAGCCUGGGCCGCGGGCUGUUCGUGGACCCGGCGCGGGACAAUUUCCGCACCAUGACCCACCUCUACGGCUCCAUCCACCCCGCCGACUCGGUGUACCUCGGCACGCAGACCCACGGCGCCGUCUUCAACCUCGAGUACUCGCCCGACGGGUCAGUGCUGACAGUUGCCUGUGAACAAACUGAAGUUCUCCUUUUUGACCCUAUAUCUUCAAAGCACAUAAAAACACUUUCUGAAGCUCAUGAUGACUGUGUAAAUAAUAUCAGAUUUCUUGAUAACCGGCUGUUUGCUACCUGCUCUGAUGACACUACCAUAGCACUGUGGGAUCUGAGAAAACUGAACACCAAAGUGUGCACUUUACAUGGUCAUACUAGCUGGGUGAAGAACAUCGAAUAUGAUACUAAUACAAGACUCUUAGUAACAUCAGGAUUUGAUGGAAAUGUCAUUAUUUGGGACACUAACAGGUGUACAGAAGAUGGGUGUCCACCAAAGAAAUUCUUUCACACACGUUUUCUCAUGCGAAUGAGAUUAACACCAGAUUGUUCUAAAAUGUUGAUUUCAACUUCCUCUGGAUAUCUCUUAAUUUUGCAUGAUCUUGAUUUAACCAAGUCAUUAGAAGUAGGCAGCUAUCCUAUUUUAAGAGCAAGAAGAACGACAUCAAGUUCAGAUUUGACUACUUCGUCAAGUUCAUCUGGUCCUAGAGUUUCUGGUUCACCUUGUCAUCUUAGUGAUUCUAACUCGCCUUCUGAGAAACACAUGUCCCGAGCCUCUCAAAGAGAAGGAGUUUCACCACGAAAUAGUCUUGAAGUCUUAACCCCUGAAGUACCUGGCGAGCGAGACCGUGGAAACUGUAUCACAUCCUUACAGCUGCACCCAAAAGGUUGGGCCACUCUUCUUCGGUGCUCAAGCAACACUGAUGAUCAAGAGUGGACGUGUGUCUAUGAAUUCCAGGAAGGUGCUCCGGUGCGACCUGUCUCUCCUCGUUGUUCACUACGACUGACGCAUUACAUCGAAGAAGCCAAUGUAGGCAGGGGUUAUAUCAAAGAACUUUGCUUCAGCCCUGAUGGGCGAAUGAUUUCUUCCCCUCAUGGCUACGGGAUCCGCUUGUUGGGAUUCGACAAACAAUGCAGUGAACUUGUUGACUGUUUGCCCAAUGAAGCCAGUCCCCUUCGAGUGAUUCGUUCUUUGUACUCCCAUAAUGACGUGGUACUGACAACAAAGUUCUCUCCUACACAUUGUCAGAUUGCCUCAGGGUGCCUUAGUGGGCGAGUUUCUUUAUAUCAGCCAAAGUUUUAGGCACAGCUUACAUCAAAUAAGGAACUCUUCUGGUGUUUGAUUACUGAAUUACUUCAAUUUAGGUGAAGUACUGUCUUUUUAGAAGAUCUUAUAAGUUUGGGUAGAGAUCCUGGUUCUUAUGGGUCCAUUAACACACUUGUGACCUGAGUGCUUGGGUGUCCAGCAUCACACAGGCAUCUCCGCGGUUCAGACUCUAUGCAGCAGCAUCGUUUCCAGCAUUCCUCUGCACCUGCUGAGCUUGUACUUCUGAACUUCAUUCCUUUGGUUAUUUUUGCAUGGCAGCUCUUGUCAAAUUUCUU